AUGGCUAGCAAAAGAAAAUCCACAACUCCCUGCAUGAUACCAGUGAAAACGCUGGUGCUUCAGGAGACUGAACUGGACGCUGUAGAAGAUGAUCGUGAAGGAACACAACAGGAUGCUCCUGCGGAAGGGCCAGCAGCUGGUGAUGCUGGUGCCAGCAACACUAAUAAUGGAACUCUGUCUAACGGGCACCGUGGCAUUGCUGAUAGUGACACUUACAUCUGCAAGUCUUGUGACUUUGGGUCUCAAGAUGUUCAGCACUUCUUUGGGCACUUGGACUCUGAGCACUCGGACUUCAGCAAAGACCCUGCGUUCGCCUGCAUCGCGUGCAACUUCCUUGCAAACAGCCAUGAAGGGCUCUCCCACCACAACACGGAGUCACAUGCUGGCGAAACAAGCUUUGUCUGGAGGGUGGCUAAGCAGGACAACCGUACAACCGUGGAGCAAAGUCUCUGUGAGGCCACCAGCAGCCACGACCUUCCAGGAGAGGUCCCUGAAGAAGGGGUGGAUGGCCAAUCGGAAAUUAUCAUUACCAAAACCCCCAUCAUGAAAAUAAUGAAAGGUAAACCCGAGGCCAAAAAAAUCCACACCUUGAAGGAGAAUGUGUCAAGUCAGUUGGGCAGUGAGGCAGAGGUGAAAGACGGGGAGCAUUCCUUCCCCAACGGGUCCGUGCCCGUCAGCCAGCCCACUGCAAGCUCAACAAAAUCAUCUCAUGUAGUCAAUGGCUCCGUCAUAGGAAACGUGCCUGUUCUGCAGGCGGGUGUUGCACAACUUGUGUCACUGCAGCAGCAGCCCCCGUUGCAUCAGCAGCUACCGACAUCCAAGUCCCUUCCCAAGGUGAUGAUUCCCCUGAGCAGCAUUCCAACAUACAACGCCGCCAUGGACUCCAACAGCUUCCUGAAAAACUCUUUCCACAAGUUCCCCUACCCCACCAAAGCCGAGCUCUGCUACUUGACCGUGGUGACCAAGUACCCGGAAGAGCAGCUGAAGAUCUGGUUCACUGCCCAGCGGCUGAAGCAGGGCAUCAGCUGGUCCCCGGAGGAGAUCGAAGAUGCCAGGAAGAAGAUGUUCAACACUGUUAUUCAGUCCGUGCCACAACCCACCAUUACUGUUCUGAACACGCCGCUGGUUGCGAACCCCGGCAGCGUCCCCCAUCUUAUUCAGGCGACUCUACCGG
This is a messenger RNA of Nestor notabilis (Kea), 1174 nucleotides long. RefSeq names its product zinc fingers and homeoboxes 3 (gene ZHX3). Gene Ontology annotation, cellular component: nucleus. Gene Ontology annotation, molecular function: DNA-binding transcription factor activity, RNA polymerase II-specific; DNA binding. The annotation marks the transcript as partial. Gene Ontology annotation, biological process: regulation of transcription by RNA polymerase II. The transcript has a single exon. The record is from RefSeq and is a predicted model, not a curated record. Lineage: Eukaryota; Metazoa; Chordata; Aves; Psittaciformes; Psittacidae.